GCAGCUCUCUCUCAUCAACAAGGAGGAUGUUGAACCACUGAGCAGAAGAAGAAGGAGGAACAAACAUGGCGUCAGGCUACGCGUGGUUUCUUGUGCUGUGCUCAGUUUUUCUGUGCAAUCUCAUGAAAACACUCCUGCCGACUAUAUCCUCUUUUCUCUCAAAGAUGGUGCAGAAAGAUGCUGAGCAGGAGAGUGAGAUGAGGUCUGAAGUCCAGGAGAUGAAGAAGGAGCAGGCCUCCAUUAGCAUGAUGGAUGAGUUUGCGAGAUAUGCCAGGUUGGAGCGCAAAAUCAACAAGAUGACAGACAAGCUGAAAACUCACGUGAAAUCAAGAACAGCGCAACAAGCCAAAAUGAAAUGGGUUGUGAACAUCGUCUUUUAUAUACUGCAGGCUGCUCUGAUGAUCUCCUUGAUAUGGAAGUAUUACGCUGAUCCAGUGACGGUGGUUCCCAGUAAAUGGAUUGCCCCUGUGGAGCGCCUUGUGGCCUUCCCAACAGGAGUUGCAGGUGGAGUUGGAAUCACAUGCUGGCUGGUGGUUUGCAACAAAGUGGUUUCGCUGGGUCUCCAUGCCGUCAGCUAGAGAUGGCAGCUGAGUUAAAUACGCUGAUUCUCGAACUAAUUGCUCAAAAUUUAGCUCAUGUAAUUUUUUUGUCAGCUGCUUCAGGUCAACAUGUAAAUGCAGUGCAUUUUGGCGUUGGCUGUUUCACAGUAUUUUGGUGAUGUUUAAUUUAGUUCUUUUUGUUUCUAUGAUUUUGUUUUAAGUUAUUGUGAGGAUGUUUUGGCUGUAUUAUUUCAAAACAUAAUGGGUUGUAAAUGUUGACAUGCCUUUUUAAGAAAUAAAACAAAAGAAAGCUUUCAAUUA
Sebastes umbrosus (honeycomb rockfish) is the source of this 860-nucleotide messenger RNA. It is a transcript of the gene get1, whose product is annotated as guided entry of tail-anchored proteins factor 1. Bases 66 to 578 code for a protein of 170 amino acids. Lineage: Eukaryota; Metazoa; Chordata; Actinopteri; Perciformes; Sebastidae. The transcript has 5 exons. The record is from RefSeq and is a predicted model, not a curated record. Gene Ontology annotation, biological process: tail-anchored membrane protein insertion into ER membrane.